Molecule: messenger RNA, 621 nt
Organism: Ramularia collo-cygni
Lineage: Eukaryota; Fungi; Ascomycota; Dothideomycetes; Mycosphaerellales; Mycosphaerellaceae
Exons: 1
Coding region: 1-621 (206 amino acids)
Source: RefSeq, a predicted model, not a curated record
AUGCGGGCGGCUUCCGCAAAGGGAAGCGUCCACGGUCUCCAUGUCGCUGCUAUAAAGGAGACUGCACCCAUUUCUCAAUCUGUGACGGCCUUACGUGACACGCCAGCCUUGCCAGUCAAGGGCUCUCGAUCCGUUGAUAACGACCCCGACGAGCAGGGUGAUUCGCACUUUGCGGGCGACCACUCUCAGCACCAUUCAGGUGAUGGGCAGAUGGCUGGUGAGCCUGCUGCGAUUGCCGGCGCUCAAGCCAGCGCCUCUCAAUCCACUGACGCAGAGCAAGACUCUGAUCUUACGGCUGACGCUGAAGCAAAUAUCCCGGCCGUGUCACCGACGUCCACGCCUGCUAUCAAAAUCGUCUCGAACGUCGCACAAAUGACCAAUGAUAUCUGCAUAUGGUCUGAUGAAGCCAGCACCCGCGUAUAUUUCUACCAGCCUCGCAGUCAGGUCGACCCGAAGAGAGGUCUACGUGAUGUGAGCAAGUACGAGCAGAACAAAGGCCUGCACAUCCAAAAGAUCAAAGAUGCGAUUGUGACGCUGCUUCUCUACCAGCGCCACUCACUGCUCGAGAUGGGUCCAAUUAGCCGAUGCCUGAAAGAUUUGAGGAGGAUCUUAUGCUGCUAA